AUGGCCAUAGAGAAGAAGCUUGGCGUGGUGCCGCCGUCGCAGGGCCCGCUGUCGUCCCGCUACGUGGACGGCCAGAGGAAGGCCAACGCUCCCAAGACACCCACAGAGAAAAGCAAUAAUGCCAAAACAAAUGCCCCUACAAAGAACAACACGGUUAGUCCGUCGACUAUCAACAAAUCUACUGUCGGCCCAUCAGGUCCACGAAUCCUUGCAGGACCGACCGGGCCGAAUGUGGACGAGCGCUUGAGGUUGGCCAAAGAGAGGAGAGAGGAGCAGGAGAAGCUCCUAGCGUCUCGCGAGCUUGGCCGCCUGGAGAGGGAGCAGCGAGCCAGGAGAUACUAUGAGCUGCAGCUGGAGAGCCGCAAGACCAAGCUGCUGGAGCAGAGGGUGAAGGAGGAGGGGAGGCGCGCCGCCGUUGAGGAGAAGCGCAAGCAGAGACAGAGGGAGGAGAAGGAGCGUUAUGAAUCUGCAGUACGCAAAACUUUGGAAAAGAGCCAGAGACUCCAGCAUAACCUCCUGCUGAACUCCCGAGGGAGACUCCAAAAGAAGAGUGUUUCAUGCCACUCCAUGAACACCACCCCCAAAAACAACCAGGCCAUUCACCACCCCAAACCACCGCAGCAGACUGGGCCGGCUCGCCAGAGUGGGCCGGCCCGCCAAACCAGGCCAGCUGCACCCCCCAUCCCCGGCAGCAGUAAACCCAGAAGCCAUAGUGUGCCACAGAUCAAAGCAGAGAAGCAGAACCAGCUGGACAAGAAAUCCAGUACUCGAUCUAACGCAGGAACACCACCUGUCAGAGCCAGAUCAGCACCAACAAAAGCUAGCCAAACCACUUUAACCAAACCAUCGCCCCAACGAACUCCCAGACGGCCAAUCAGACGGCAGUCCUUUUCAAUGCCGCCGGACCUCCCCUCCGUCCCAGAGGAAGAGCUUCCUGUAUGUGUCCCCACCUCUUCUGACCCUGCCCUGGAUGACCCAGCACCCUCUGGCCCCGCCCUCUCCCCUGGCAAUGCCCGGCCCGUCAUCCUACCCCAGAAGCCCCCACCAGGGGGGCCCCCACCCGGGGCUCCGGAGGCCAUGAAGGGUCGCCCGGAACCUCUUCCUCGAGCUUCAUCAAGGACAGAGCCCGACAGAAGCGCCCCACAGAGUAUUGCUGCUACUGGUGCGCACAAACCUCCUGAAGCAGCCAGUCGACCGGCCGGCGGUGGACCCACGAACCGAGAGGAGGCCCAGCGCCUCCUCGGGGAGAGGAGGAAGGAGGCGCGACUGCAGCGGGAGCAGGAGGAGGAGGAAAGCCGCAGGCGUGAGGAGGAGGGACGGCGGAGGGCGGAGCAGGAGGAGCUGAGGAGGGCGGAGGAGCGCUCGCGCCGGCAGGCUGAGGAGCAGGCUCGCCUGCACGUCGAGGCCCAGCGUCUGGUGGAGGAGAAGAGGAGGAGGGAGGAGGAGGAGCACAGGAGUGCGGAGGAGGAGCGCACUCAGGCCAUGAGAGAGGCGGCCCUGCUCCAGAAGAAGAGAGAGGAGGAGCAGGCCGUUGAGCGGGAGAAGGCCGCACAGGUGAAGAGGGAGAGGGAGGACCUGGCCCAGAAGGAGGACGCCGAGCGGCAGAAGAGGAGAAAGCGCCUUGAAGAGAUCAUGCGGAGAACAAGGAGAACCGAUGCAGCAGAUACGAAACCUGCGCCGGCCAGGAUCACUCCGACCGAAGUCCUACCGAAGGAGAACACGGAGCCUAACCCCAACGGCCACACCGGGCCAGGGCCACGGCAGUCGACCGGGCUGAGGCCGGGCCAGCGGGGCGGGACCGGGAUCGAGGACAUGGUCCCAGUGGUGGCCUUCAAAGAGCGCCGGGCCAUCAGGACGCUCACAGGUCUGGACGAGAUCCAGAGCCACCAGAGAGCAGAAGUCAUCUGAGCACUAGGACACCCUGCAGGCCUGGAGAGGGGCUGUGUUCUCCACGUGGUGCCUGCUCCACUACACUCUCUGUCCUGCACUUUCACAGAGCAUGGGACUAAACAGCCAAAGUUUAAUAUCUGCCAUUUGUGUGCUAUUCUCCCCAUUUAAGCUGUACCACAAGUCAUGCAGCAGAUUCAAUCAUUGGUGUGACACAGCUUGUCGAUAUUAGUGUGGAACUAGAGCACCAUUAUAUCAAUUGUGGAAUAGUUUGUUCUCCGCAAGCACAACAACAUACAAUAUAUAUUAUAUAUAGUACACAACAUACAAUAUAUAUUAUAUAUAGUACACAACAUACAAUAUAUAUUAUAUAUAGUACAACUGCCUUCGCUUCAGCGUGUUAAGAAAAUGCAGUUUUUAGAAAGCUCCUGAAAAGGUUGGGAUGUGGUUAGUCUAAAAUGAUAUUUGCACUGUCUUUAUACUAUAAUACUUUAUACUUAUUUCCCCAAAGCUGCUACUUCAUUUAGUGAGGCCAUAGCUGUGUUGUGUAUCGUUUCCAAAGAAUAUUGUGCAUAAAGUGUUAUUUUAUUUAAAAAUGGUAAUCAUUUUACAAUGCAAAGCUUUAGGUGUAGGGCUUAAGUCGGUUUAUUGCUAUGUUAAAAGUGUUACCACAAAUGCAACCUUUCCAAGUGUGUUUGAUCUUCCUGAUAUGCCACCACUAGUAAUCACACCUGUAAAGUGGAUCCUUAUAACCCAUGGUAAAACUGGAACAUGUACGCCAUAUUAGAUUAAACUCGACCUUA
This is a messenger RNA of Gadus chalcogrammus (walleye pollock), 2690 nucleotides long. RefSeq names its product ensconsin-like. Gene Ontology annotation, biological process: microtubule cytoskeleton organization. The coding region runs from base 1 to 1908 and encodes 635 amino acids. The record is from RefSeq and is a predicted model, not a curated record. Gene Ontology annotation, cellular component: microtubule cytoskeleton. The transcript has 14 exons. Lineage: Eukaryota; Metazoa; Chordata; Actinopteri; Gadiformes; Gadidae.